This is a messenger RNA of Macrosiphum euphorbiae (potato aphid), 738 nucleotides long. Lineage: Eukaryota; Metazoa; Arthropoda; Insecta; Hemiptera; Aphididae. The record is from the annotation of a GenBank genome assembly.
AUGUUAAUGUAUGAUUUUUAUUAUAAUACUAAGAAAUGCCAGAUAUUUACAUUUUCCAGAGCUCGAGUUAUUUCUUCAUUUGAUUACAACCUUAAUGGUGAAACACUUCUUCGGACUAUGGAGGCUAUUAAAGACCUCGGUAUUUAUUUCGAUCCUAAACUUAAAUUUGACAGUCAUAUUACCAACAUUGCUAACAGGUCAAAUAAAAUCCUUGGUUUUAUCCGUCGUAAUUGUGCUGAUUUUGAUGAUUCAUUAGCUUUAAAGUCUAUUUACUGUAGCUUGGUACGCUCUAUUUGUGAAUAUGGCUCAAUAUGGUCUCCAUAUCAAUCGGGUCAUAAGCAAAUCAUUGAAAAAAUUCAACAAAAAUUCAUACGUUUCCUUUCAUUUAAAUGUUCCAUAAUCAGAGAACCCCAUUCUUCAUAUACUCCACUACUAACAAUUCUCAACCUCGAAACACUUGAACAACGUCGUCUGCGAUUAGAUUUGUACUUUUCGUAUAAACUUUUUUCAGAAAAUAUAGACUGUCCUGAGUUCCUAAGUCGCUUCUCCUUCCAUACCCCUAUUCGUAACUCCUGGUCUAAAAACACUUUCUAUCUAAACACAGAAGUAACUAAUUACGCAAGCAAUACUCCCCAUCAUAGAAUUAUGAAAACUAUAAAUAAAUUAAGUAUCGACCUGUUCAUAUCACCAAACUUCAACUCAUUCAAAAAUUAUUGUAAUUCCUUACUUGUUAAUUGA